Molecule: messenger RNA, 3941 nt
Organism: Harmonia axyridis
Lineage: Eukaryota; Metazoa; Arthropoda; Insecta; Coleoptera; Coccinellidae
Exons: 9
Coding region: 401-3202 (933 amino acids)
Source: RefSeq, a predicted model, not a curated record
ACUACAAUUCACAACCCACCGAGACAGAUCAAGGUACCCGCGCGCCAGUGAAACACUUGAACCCGAUUCCCCCAUUCGACUUCUGGUACGCGAAGCGCGAGUCUAUGCGGGAACCUCUUUGACUCUCAACAUUCGGUGGUACCUACUCACCUGUUGGUUUACUGCCAAUUCGCGCGCGUUGUUUGGUGAUUUUGUGACAGUUGUGAAGAUAUUUGUGAACAAUUGGUGGUCUGUGAUUUGGUUUUGGAUUUAUGACUGUUUGAUUGGCCAGGAACAGUGGGAAAUUAGAGUGUUCAUAUUUCUGACAAAAGAAGGUCACAUUGAGUGGUUUUGGUAAAAUGUCCUAAUUCGAAGAAACUAAGUCUACAUAGGUGCCAUAAAAAUAUGUUCCAAGGAUAACAUGGCUUUGAAACUACGGAAAGAUAUAAAAAAGUCACUUUACUAUGUUUGGUUCCUGGGAGCGAAGGAGUCAAAGGGACUUAGAGGAUCUGAAUAUAUAAUACCUGUGAUAAAACACUUGGAGCAGAGGGAGAAAGAGGUAGAACCCUUCAAAGUUACCCUUCAAGUGUCCCAUAAAGGAUUGAAGAUCAUACAGAAUAUUGUAGCUCAAGGAAAGAGUAAACCCAAGAACGAGACAAUCAAACAUUUCAUUCCUCAUAAUACUAUUACCUGCGUCUACCAGCAUGAAGAUAUAAUAGCUUGUAUUCUGUUACUUUUCAACCCAGUUACGAAAUGUCCUCUGCAUAUACAUGCUUAUAGAUGUGAUAGUGUUGAGACUGCUGGAUUACUUCGUCAGCAAUUGCAAGUUCUCAUAGAAAGUCCUGAAAAUCAGAAGAAAUUCGCAGAAAUAGAAAGCAGAUUAAAUCCCCCAGUUAAGGAAGUGAAAAAAUUGGAAUCAUCCCUUGGUAGUGACACUGGCACGAGUACCAGAGAAAGUGAAUCUAGUGAAGAAAGGUACCAGAUAGACAAUAAUCGUAUAACAAACCUAUAUGAUUCGGUUGCUGCUGAGUUGAGGGCGAAGCUCAACAAGAAGAAUGAACCAAUACUCCUACCACCAAGAGAUUAUGACACAGUUCAUAGACAGAAAGGAAAUUUAACCGGAAUCGAAUUGAGGAGAUGUCUUAAUGCCAGCAUAGUAGGACAAAACGCUAAAGCCAAGAGGAUAGAGAGCAGUGGUGGCAGUUCUGGUAUUGGCUCGGAUCAUCCACCUAGUCCUGACAGUCCUAACAUCCCAGAUUCAAGGUUCAACACUCUGGACAACCACAGCACAAGUGAUGAAGAAUGGACAAACAAUAACAACGAUUCCGCUCUUUACCUCAUGCACUCUUCUUCGGCCAACGUAACUUUACCAAGACCUUCUAGGAACCCCGAAAGAGAAAUACCAGACGAGGCCUAUAGCGAUUAUAGAACAGAACACAACUUUAACAGGUACCAAGAACCAAUGUCUCCAAAACUGCCUAAAGGUGAUGCUAGAACCCGUCGAGAUAAGUACCAUCCAGAAGAUAAUAGAACGCAAGAAAACAACAUAGCAAAAUACUUGGAGAAACCUAUCGCUAAAUACACCGACAACAAAUACUUGGAGAGGCAGAAAUCUUUGGAAAGGGAAAAACAUAAAACAAUCGAGUUUCCGAAGAGUGUAGAGAGAGCUGAGAGGAGUUCAGAUCGACAAGUCUUCACUAACGGCCAUAAAUCGUUGGAGAAACAGAACUCAAGGGCUAGAAGUUUCGAAUAUGGCAGAUCGGACAACUAUUAUCAUGAAGAUUCUGGAAGGAAUCUGAAAUAUGAAGGAAGAUAUUAUGAUGAUGAAAUAAGAAGGGUGGAGAAAGAGAAGCCUAGCAAAUACUAUGAAGAUGACGGUUUCGACGAGAUUAGAUAUAAAAAUUCAUCUAACCUUGAAAAGUCAAGGUUCUCAAGUUAUGAAUCAGAAGAACAUUCGAGAGAUCAUAGGUCUUAUCAGAAUCCUCCAGUCCCUAAGACACGGCAAAGGUUCAACGAUGAAUACCAUCCUGAGAAGAAGUUUAAUAGAACACAAUUCAUCGAAGACUAUCAAGUGGAAUUAGAUGUUAAAUCAAGAAACAGGAAAGAAGUUGAGGAAUAUAGAAAGGAACCUGAAAUGAGACCAAGAACGAAAAAAAAUGGUGACGAUUACCAGAGAGAAUCUGAUAUCAGGGCUAUGAGCAGAGAUGCUGUGGAUUCGUACUCAAAAGAGCCUGUUUUGAGGGGUAAGAACAGAAAUACGGAAAAUUAUGAUGAUGAAGUUGAGAUGAGGAGCAAAUCCAGAGUUUCUCCAGAUGACUACCACAAAACGAGAAGGUACUUCGGUGAAGAAGAAGGGACGAGGGGUAAACCUUCAAUUGAGCCUGAACGUUCGGCGUAUUGCAGAGCAGAUAAAGAUGAUAAUUCUUAUAAAUCGCUAGAGUACUUCGAAGAAGCCAGUAAGAAUAGAAGGAAUGCACAAUUUAGGCAAAGAAGUCCAUCACCAGAAGUGAUAAAAGUUUCUCCUCAAGAUAGGUUUAGGGAUGCGAAGGAAAAAUUCCUUUCUAUGGAGAGAGAAAGGUUAGCAAACCAGAGAAGAGGAAUGAGAGAUGAACCAUCUAAUUCUAAUAACAAGCCAUCACACCUGAAAAGACACGAGAGCAUGAUGAGUCCAAUGAAGGAUAGAUACGACGAUCCUUUCUACGACGAAAUAAAUAGUAGCGUUGUAAAACCAUCACCAAGACAUGUAGAAGAAGUGAGGUACCGUAGGGAAUCUCCCGUCGACCGUUACAGAAACACCGAAAAAGUCGAUCCCAAGCGAAGAUCUAUGUUCAAUUUGAUCGAAGAUGAGCACAGAAAAAACUCCAACGAAAUCGCGAGAGAAAUAAAAAGAAGAUCUUAUCUAGAUUCUACCAACUAUGACGAUGAGCUGCAUAAGGAAAGAGAAAGAAAUUACCAUGAGCUUCCAGAAAGUGACAGAUAUCCACCAGAAAGAGAUGGCUACAGCAAGUCCUACCAUGAUCUGGACAAGGUGGGGGAGAUGAAAUACGAUGCUAAAUUCGCAAAGAAUCAGAAGAACAAGAGCGGAGCAGGUUAUAGGCACAGUUAUGCUGAGCCUAAAAUGAGAAUGGAUAAGAAAAACGGGUACUCCGAUAUUUUACACAGAACGAACAGCACGGUUGGUAGCAAUGGGAGAGUUGGUAUUGCAAGCAUCCAUCCUUACUGAUACCAUAACGUAUCUUGUCACUAUUUUUUAAUUUGUUUAUUGGUAGUUUUCCAAGGUGUUUCUAAAAAUCUAUAACUUUGGAUAUAUAGUAUUGUUAUCUUCUUGAUAUUUUCACCGAAUGAAGACGCUUAUUUUUUUAUCACAUCUAAUUAUUCAAUAACGCCUAAUAUGGAUUGCUCAAAAACUAUAAUAAAGUACUAAUAAAUUCAUUGAAGUCCAUUAACUAACGUUGUUGUAAGAUGAUUAUCAAAAUAAACAUCACUGCAAUGCAAGUGAAUGCAAAGAAAAUGAUUUCUAUGUAGCCUGUGCAAUUUGAAGUUUUAACUUUGAAUGGUUUAUAUAAGUAUAAUUAUUUUUUAUAUAAGACAUCGUAUACAUACCUAAAUAAUAUUUUCAUUGAUAAAACGAAUAUUUAACAAUUGUGUUAAUUUGAUAUUGAUCUAUUUUAAGUUGAUUUUCUCUAUAUAUUCUUACUUAUGUUCACUUCUGUAUAUAUUUUAUUUUAUAUUGAAAUGAAAAAUAUAGAUUUAUUUAUUUUUAUAUGUGCCUUCGUAUUUUAUAAUUGUGACUAUCAGAAAUUUAAAGAACCUUUUUAUUGAUUUUAUGGUAUAUAUUUGAUGUAAUGUAAUUUCAAUUUCAUGAGUAUUACUAUAAGAAAAUAAAACUGUGGUUUGAGUCAAUUAAUGUAUUAUAAUGAUGAAUGUUGUUGAUGCUUCGAAUAAUAAACGGUUUUUAUGUA